AUGGAAGAAAUGGCUUCUCUUUGGAGUUAUCAAGAGAAUGUUGAUGAAUUGAAUCAGAAGCUUCUGUAUACCACUCUUGAGCUCGAGAAAUUAAAAGCGGAAACAAGUGAGGAAAUGGUCAAGAAUAAGGAAUAUGUGAAGCAAUUAAUUCAACUUCUAAAGAUUGCUAUCCAAGAAAGAGAUGAAGCCAGAGUUCAUCUGCAGAAUUACCUCAACAGGUCUCCACCUUUAACUUCUCCGACCGAAAAUUUAGCCGUGCUUCCUCACUUUCAGGCCGAUAGCUCGCUUUUAAAACCUGGAAAAGCGAAUUCCAGUGUCACCGAGUCCAACAGCCUGUCAGAGACGUACAAUUCGUCUCCUAUUGAUUCCCUUUUCGAUGCUGUCACGUCGCCAGAACUCUCCAACAUCAACUUGGUUGUGAAUCAGCCUUUGUUUCAUGACUGCAAUGUGGUUAAUGUCCCUGUUUCGACCAAUCAGGUCAAGCCAUGUGCUCCUAUAAUCGAUCGGGCCUCGAUGAUUAUAGACAACCUUGUCAGGGGACGAGCCCUGCCUCAGAAAGGGAAACUCCUGCAGGCUGUCUUUGAAUCAGGGCCGCUUCUUCAGACACUGCUUGUGGCUGGAUCACUUCCUAGGUGGCGUAAUCCUCCUCGGCUUCAACCUUAUCAAAUUCCACCCGUCUCGAUCAAAGGCCCUGAAACUGAGGUUUUUGCUCAGAAACCGGACUCAAAUUUUAACCAACUUGCUUCUUCCAGGGGAAUGAAUUCACAACCUUAUGCUAUGAUGUCCUGUGGAUCUUCCCAAAUCCUUUCACCGCCUAUGUUAAAUUUUGCUAAUAUACCCUCUGGAUCAUGUCUGGGCAGUGCAGGUACAGCUACUAACAAUUCUGUCCCUCUGGUAAAGAGACAAAAGCUGUACUGA
Fraxinus pennsylvanica is the source of this 918-nucleotide messenger RNA. The record is from the annotation of a GenBank genome assembly. NCBI's taxonomy places the organism in Eukaryota, Viridiplantae, Streptophyta, Magnoliopsida, Lamiales, Oleaceae.